Messenger RNA from Clunio marinus, 198 nucleotides. Lineage: Eukaryota; Metazoa; Arthropoda; Insecta; Diptera; Chironomidae. The record is from the annotation of a GenBank genome assembly.
AUGAAUACUAAAAGCUCUCAUUUGAACAUCAUCAUUACUAACACUCAACGAUAUUCAAUGAUGAGUGAAAAUGUUAAGACAUUUGUUGCUGAUAAGAUAAAGAAAGCAAAAUUGUCUCAUCACAAAAAUGUUUACGACAAUGUCAUCACCAUUAUCAUUGACAUAAGAAUAAGAUUAAAUGGAUGGAAACCAGAAUAA